This is a messenger RNA of Hippocampus zosterae (dwarf seahorse), 7457 nucleotides long. Its product is annotated as lysine-specific demethylase 6B-like. Gene Ontology annotation, biological process: heart development; regulation of gene expression. Gene Ontology annotation, molecular function: chromatin DNA binding; RNA polymerase II cis-regulatory region sequence-specific DNA binding; histone H3K27me2/H3K27me3 demethylase activity. Gene Ontology annotation, cellular component: MLL3/4 complex. The record is from RefSeq and is a predicted model, not a curated record. Lineage: Eukaryota; Metazoa; Chordata; Actinopteri; Syngnathiformes; Syngnathidae. The transcript is spliced from 20 exons. Bases 103 to 6222 code for a protein of 2039 amino acids.
UGAAGAUAAGAGGAACGGGACAGUCGAGAUAUUUCAAGCACUGGAGUGAGGCCCUCUCUGUGCUGCAGUGGAGGGCUUCACGGACACAGCUAGUCUGGCUGGAUGCAUCACGCAGUUGAGCAGUUUGUCGGGCGUGGCACACGGGAUUCCUUCUCUCUGGAUGGACUCAACCGGGGACCCUGGGCUCCCGUGGGCGGCCGCGCCUGGCAGCCACCUGGCAGGUGUUUGCCUGGAAUGAGCCAACACCAGCUCCUUCCCCAUCUACCUCCAAGUCCAAUUCAUGGACUCAAUCAACCCAAUAAAUUCUUUAACAAUGGGCCCUUACGAGGAGGGGAGAAGCUGGAUCUCCCACAGCCAAUGUUGCCGAAUCUGCCGAGGGAGCAGCUGAGGCCGCUUCCUCAUCAUCCUCUUCAUCAUCUUCAUCCUCCCCCUCCUCACCGGGCAUGGGAGCAACUCAGCCAGCUGUACGAAUCCCACCAUCCUCCCCAAGGACAUCCAGGCGUGACUCUCCCCGAGCACUCGCUCCGCCUCCAUAAUGGCGGCUACGCGGGCAGCGGCGGGGUCCCCCCUCCCCCGCAUCUCCCCCCCAGUAGGCCGAACCAACCGCUAAAGUUUGGGGGUCCUCAGGAGCAUCAUGCCCCCCGGGGGCCACCACUGCUGGGGGACGACAUGUGGGCUCAAGUGAAUCAGCAGAGGGCACACGUUGGCAAGAUGUCCGGUAGUCAGCUGAAGAGACCGCGCCCUCAGCUCGGCGAACACUCUGUCAUCCAGCACACUCCAUCGCUUUCUGUGCACGCGCCCACCCGCUCGUCCACGGAGGAUUGGCCCAGCCCAAACAAGAGGAAAAAGAGUUCCGAUCAGGUCUCGCACCCUGGCCAGCAGCGCUUUCCUGGACCGGGCCAGGCUUUGAUAUCUCAGCCCCACCACCCCAAGCCAGCCUUCUGGAACCCCCUUCAGAAGGACAGCAGUAGCUGGCAGCCUCAGAGUUGUGAUCGCAAGAACCCGUCACCACCGGAGUUCCAAGGCCGAACCGAGGCCCACAAACAAGCACUAGGCAGCUACCCCCAAAAGACACCACCGGCCACGCCCUCUCCCUCCACCGCGUCGCCUCCCGUGAACUCGCCCGCUAGCUACAACCCGGGUGGCGGUGCGCCUCCUCUGCAGCGAGACUGCUUUCAACCUCAGGCUGUCAACCAGCACUCUUCCUAUCGCAGCCCCGUUUCCAAACUGGGGGCAGCUCCUCCCUGCCAGGGCAUGGAGCCCCACAGCCAUAGAGGCCCUCUCAUUGCGGCGCCAGCCUCCGCCAGAGGGGACAGAGAUCAGCAUCGGCACGUCCAGUCUUCACCAGCAAAACCCCCAGCCAGCAGCAGCAGCAGCAGCAGUGUGCCUUACAGCCACUUUCAGCCUCACCCAGGACUAGGGCAGCGCGGCCCCCCCGCGCCUCCGCCACCUCCGACCAGUGUCACCUCAGUACCUCAGCAGAGUGGGCCCUAUGACGUGUGGAGGUACCAGACUAGGCCCAGCAACCACCCCCUGGAUUCCGGCUUCUCCAGACCUCCAGAACUGAUACCUCAUCACCAGCAGAGCCACAAUCAGGGUCCAGACAGUCAGCAUCAACCCCACAUCAGCCCGCCCCCCGUCAUCUCCACUCGCACCCCCGUCAUCACCCCGAAUCGUUCCUCCUGCUCCGUCGCUGGCUAUGGCAACCGCCACGGCUCGGACGGCGGUUGCCAGGUGAACGGCGCCAAUAGGAACCAGCGAAGUGAGCCGGCACCCCAAAGCACCACCGGAGGUCCCCACAGAUGCCCCCCCGGCCCUCCGCCGAAUGCCGGCCAGUCUCGCCACGAGGUACGAGGAAGACCUCAAGAAAGCGGUCCCCUCAAGGCCGACAAGGCGAAGACCUCCUUCUAUCCUCAGCCUCAGGUGGCGCAGGUCCCCGCGUGUUCUACGUCGUCGUCUUUGUUCUCCUCAGGGCUCCCCGGGACGGGGGACGGCGUCAUUAUGAGCGGGGCGUCGAAACCCGCUCCCAGUUCUCCUCCCGUGUACUUCCAAUCUUCCGGCCACCGGCAGGCGCAGACGCAGGCGCCGACGCAGGCGUACUGCCAGCGGCAGGUCCACCCGGUUCCCGCUUCGGCCCCUCAGUCCAUCGUGGAGGCGCUGGACAAGCUGGACGCGGAGCUGGAGGGCCACAUGCGAGCCGAGGAGAGGAGGAGGAAGGACAGGGAGGACGAAGAGCGGCGCAAGAGAGAGUCGGAGAUGAAGCGAAAGCACGAGGAGGAGAGGAAGAGGAGGGAGGAGCAAAAGAGGGAGGAGGAGAGGAAGAAGAGAGAGGCGGAGCAAAGGGAGGAGGAGGAGCGGCGUCGGCGGAGGAGGGAGUGGGAGGAGCAAGAGAGGAAGAGGAGGGAGGCGGAGACGCGGCAGGAGGAGGAAAGGAAGAAGAGGGAAUGGGAGAAGGAAGAGCGCAAGAGGAGAGAGUGGGAAAGGCAAGCGGAGGAGAAGAGGAGGCGAGAAGAGGAGAGGAUGCUGAGGGAAAGGAAGGAAGAGGAGGAGAAGAAGAGGAGGAGGAGGGAGGAGCAGGAGCAGGAGGAGGAACACGUGCGGGAGAAGGCUCAAGAGCAGACCGCCAUGGAGAGUCUGGAAAGACUUCUGUGUGGCAACGCCGCCCCGGACGCCCGGCCGCCGGCCCCUGCGGCCCCUGCGGCCCCCGCCUCCUCGCGGGCCUCGCCCCCCUACCCGUGGCUGAGCCGCGGCGGCGCUUCGCUCCAGGGGAGCGUCCACGCCGCACCCCCGGAAAGGUCGCGACCGCCUCCGCUCACGCCGCAGACGGACUACGCCCGGGAGAAGCAGAGGCAGCGGGAGAUGUGGGGCGGCCCCCCCGCGACGCACAUGACCUCAGGGACGCGCCGGCCGCUCUACGCCGGCAAGCCCCCCGCCAUGCAGGCUGCGCCCAAACAGUCCAAAGACCCUCCAACCGGCUCUCUGCCCGCGCUCCGAGAGCCCCCCAAGCUCUAUCAGGCGUUUCCCAGAGAGAACCCGCCGGCCCCCCCUGCGCCCCCGCCCCCGCCCGCCCUGCGCGCUGACAGCUCUCCGUUCGAGGAGGAGCCUUCGGAGUUGUCCACGUUGCUCCCCGACGGCCUCGCCAACAUCAUGGCCAUGCUGGAUGAAUCCAUCAAAAAGGAGGAGGAGAUGUACAGCGGGGGGCUCCUGGAAGCGUUCGCGCCCGGCGUCCCCCCCGUCAAGAAUUACCUUUGCGCCCCCGACCUCCUGCCGGCGCUCAAGCAUCAGGAAGACUUCGGAGCCGACCCCCACGCCAGCCCGCCCGUGCUCAGCCGCCAAGGCUCGCUGGCCUCCCCUUGCAGCUGCACGUCUUCUCUUCCCGAGGAGGCGGAGGAAGAGGAAGAGGAAGAGGAAGAUUACCUCGGAAGCUUCCCCCAAAACGCCGGCGCCGGAGCGGCCAAGAGCACCUACCGCCACAGCGACCUGGCCAAACUUUACGGUCUUCCCGAGCAGGCCAAAAGCGAGGAGGACGAGGAGGACGAGGAUUGCCAGACCCCGUCGUGUUCCCCCCCGCCUCAGAGACCCCACCUCCACCAAACCGACGUCAACAGCGCCUUCAAGUCUCGGGCGGCGGGCACGGAGAGCCAGAAAUACGCCUACCGAGGCGGACCUUUCGGGAGACCCCCGCCGUCGGCGCUGCUCGGCGUCAAAUAUUCCUCGUCGCUCUCGCUGGGACCCGAUAUUUGCCGGCAACAGCGCGGCGGCUCGCCGGCGUCCGAAUCGGCCAACGCUCCUUUCAGUCCGGCGGUACCUCCCCCGAAGCCCUCGCCCCCGCCCCCUCCGCUCGAAAGCGAGAAGCCGAAGGCGGAGACGGCGCCCACCGUCGCGCUUUACCACGCCGUCAAGGAGGAGCGACGUUUGACGACCAUCUCCGAGUCGUCCCUGGCAGAGCUGACCGACCAACCGGAUCAACCCGUGCGCCGCGCCAAAGCCGAGGACGGGCGGGUGAAGGAGCGACGCAAGGACAGGGAGCGGGAAAAAGAGAAGAAGAGGAAACACGGUCACGGCCGCCAGCAGGACGACGCGAGGGAGAGGAAGAAGCGGCGAGACAAGAGGGAGGAGACCAGCUUCUCCUCGUCUUCCUCGUCGUCUUCCGGCGGCGGCCGCAGGCGGCACAAGGAGGGCAAAGGUCACAAGGACAAGAAGGACCGACGGAUACUGUGCGACCUCAACCUCCAGAGCAAGGAGGGAAAGGCCCGCGGUCAUCACGACUCGGAGAAAAAGAAACGCAGGGACGCGUCCGGCGCCGCCUCCGCCGGCGAGGGCGAGCGCGCGGAGUGGAGCUCGAAGAAAAACGGCGACUCGGGCUCGUCGCUGGACUUGCUGAAGCUCAAGGCGCUGUCGGACGGGCCCCCCAAGGAGCUGAAAAUACGACUGAUCAAAGUGGAGAGCGGCGACCGAGAGACCUUCAUCGCCUCCGAGGUGGAGGACAAGAGGAUCCCCCUGGGGGAGAUCAGCAUCCAGAACACGGCCGCCGAAAUCAUCCGAUCUUGCAAGGGGGCCAGAGUGAAAGGGAAGUUCAGGGAGUCCUUCUUGCUGCCGGCCUUCUCCGUCAAGCCAACCAUGACGUCGGAGGAGCCGAUUCCGAGGGAGAAACUCAACCCUCCCACGCCCAGCAUUUACUUGGAGAGCAAAAGGGACGCCUUCUCUCCCGUGCUGCUGCAGUUCUGCACAGACCCAAAGAAUCCCGUCACGGUCAUCCGGGGACUGGCAGGAUCUCUGCGGAUCAACUUGGGCCUGUUUUCCACCAAGUCUCUGGUGGAGGCCAACGCGGAGCAGGCGGUGGAGGUGAGGACUCAGGUCCAGCAGCCGGCGGACGAGAACUGGGACCCCAGCGGGACGGGUCAGACGUGGCCCUGUGAAAGCAGCCGUUCCCACACCACCAUCGCCAAGUACGCUCAGUACCAGGCGUCCAGCUUCCAGGAAAGCCUGCAGGAGGAGAAAGGCAGCGAUGAGGAGGAAGAGGAUGACGACGACAACGACGACGAAGAAGAAGAUGACAAGAAGCCGCCCGGCAACGCGGAAACCCCAACCAAGGACAACGCCGCAAAAGAAAAUGGCAGUGGCGAGCAGAAACCAGCAGGGAAGAUCAUUAAAUUUGGCACCAAUAUCGACCUGUCGGACCCCAAGAGGUGGAAACCGCAACUACAAGAACUCCAAAAGCUGCCUGCGUUCAUGCGUGUGGCAUCCAGUGGGAACAUGCUGAGCCACGUGGGACACACCAUCCUGGGGAUGAACACCGUCCAGCUCUACAUGAAGGUGCCGGGGAGCCGGACGCCGGGCCAUCAGGAGAACAACAACUUCUGCUCGGUGAACAUCAACAUCGGCCCCGGAGACUGCGAGUGGUUCUCUGUGCACGAGAACUACUGGCAGGCCAUCAACGACUUCUGUGAAAAGCACGGGGUGGACUACCUGACGGGCUCCUGGUGGCCCGUGUUGGAGGACCUCUACAACGCCAACAUCCCGGUGUACCGUUUCAUCCAGAGACCGGGAGACCUGGUGUGGAUCAACGCCGGGACCGUUCACUGGGUUCAGGCCGUGGGCUGGUGCAACAACAUCGCCUGGAAUGUGGGACCCCUGAACGCGUACCAGUACCAGCUGGCCCUGGAAAGGUUUGAGUGGAACGAAGUGAAGAAGGUCAAGUCCAUCGUCCCCAUGAUUCACGUGUCGUGGAACGUGGCCCGCACGCUCAAGAUCACGGACCCAGACACCUACAAGAUGAUCAAGCACUGCCUGCUACAGUCCAUGAAGCGCAUCCAGAUCCUGCGUGACCAGCUGGUGGCUCAGGGCAAGAAGAUCUCCUACCAGGGCCGAGUCAAGGACGAGCCUGCCUACUACUGCAACGAGUGUGACCUGGAGGUGUUCAAUUUGCUGUUUGUGACGAGCGAGAGCAGCAGCAGGAAGACGUACGUGGUCCACUGCGAAGACUGCGCCCGCGAGCGCACCCCCAACCUGAACAACGUGGUGGUGCUGGAGCAAUACUCCAUGGAGGAGCUCACCGGCACAUACGAUUCCUUCAGCCUGGUACGCCGAGCCCCCCCCACCGCCCCACCGUCCGCUACGUUUUGUCGCUUGUGCUUUCUCUUACCACGACUCAUCUUUCCUCUCUUCCAGGCCUCCUCUUCAUCCUCCUCUUCCUCCUCCUCCUCCUCCUCGUCACGGUGACAGGAGUCCCCUCCUGCGUGUCGCCAGCCACAACCAAAACUCCUGCGAGUCAGGACAAAAGAAAAGAAAAAGAAAAAAAAAAAAAAAGAACACUUUCAACGUUGAUUCUCGAAGGUAGUUGACUGGGUUUGUUGACUCCCUUUUACUGUUUACAGAUCAAGACGCAGCAGUUUACGCCUCUCGGAUGGUGCUUUGUGAAACGACUCGUUUUUUUUUCUUUUCUUAUCUUUGUUGUCUUGAAUACUGAAUACAUUUGUAUAUGCUGUUUGGUUUUGAAAUUAAAAAAAAAAUAAUAAUUUAUUGGUUUUCUUAAAACUAGAUUCGCCUAGAUAUAUAUACCACAUUGGCCUUGUCACUUGUAUUUAGAAAAGAGGAAAUGGAAAAAAAAAUACUAAUAAGAGAGAUUAUGGAGUUUUUUUUUUUUUUUUUUUUGCUAAAGCAUUAAGAAUUUUGAAAUGUACAAUUGUUUGGAAUGCUUCAAGACAUACGGGUUUUCAGAUUUUUUUUUUUUUUAGGGCUGGGGUUCUUUUUAUCUUUGCUAUCAUUAUUUGAUUUGACAUGGAAACGAUGACUAUUCAAAGUUGUUUUGUCGUCAUUUGGUUGGUGCUCGCCUGCUUGUUUUGUUCCAGUAUGUCCGCGUCCUCUUGGAGAGGGGAAAUUGUACAUUUAAUUUAAAAAAAAAAAACAUUCCCUCUAUUUAUUGGACAACAACAUUUGCCACCCUAAAAAACAAAACAGGGCUUUCCCCUCAUUUUCAUGCUGUCCUUUGAUGAUAGUUUUGCCCCCCCCCCACCCCCUUUCCCCACCUCUGAUGUAUAUGAAAAGAUCUAACGCCACGUUUUCCUGUAGACUAAAAACUCACUGCUCACGUAGAAUUUGUAUGAUCAUCCUUUUUGGGGGGGGGCAGGGUGGGGCGGGGGGGGGGGGUAUUUUUAGAAGGAACUUCAUUGAUUUUAUUCUAUAAUCUGACGAGGAUGACGAUGGGAUAGAUGGUGCUAAAAAUUGUCUGUUUGUUUUCAUCAGAAUUCUAUUUUUCCUGUUGCAAUAUGACCAUUUUCCUUCUUUGUGCUCAUCUAUUUAUAAAUGCACUGUGUAGAAAGUUCGUACUUACACACACACACACACACACACACACACACACACACAUGCACCAAACUGAGCCAGACUUGUCUUAAAACACUUUGUGAACUUGUGUGACAUUAUUCUGACUAUUAAUAAAACCGAGACAAAUUGUA